This is a messenger RNA of Penicillium mononematosum, 1560 nucleotides long. RefSeq names its product F-box domain protein. The transcript has 4 exons. The record is from RefSeq and is a predicted model, not a curated record. Bases 1 to 1560 code for a protein of 519 amino acids. NCBI's taxonomy places the organism in Eukaryota, Fungi, Ascomycota, Eurotiomycetes, Eurotiales, Aspergillaceae. Gene Ontology annotation, molecular function: protein binding.
AUGGACUCACCCACGCAACCCAUUCUCGCGGGCUUCAUGGCUCUCCGUGACAGCUCAAGCCGGCGAGCAGUGUUCAACGACAUCCUUGAUAAGCUAAGUCCUCAUGAAAUACGAGAAGUGAAAAGCCGAUUAGAACCGAUCACAUUCCAAUGUGAUUUGCUAGAUAAACUGCCUAUUGAACUGGUGGCUAUGCUAGCAAAGUACUUGGACCUAGUUGAUCUUGUUCUCCUUCGGAGAGUCUCCAAACGAUGGCGUGAAUUGCUUUCUUCAACCAUCGUCCUCACCACUGCAAUCGGAUAUCAUAUGGGGAAAAGCGUUAUUAAGCCCGAUUAUCGCACCCCUGCUGAUUUUGAUACGCUGAUUAAAAAAAGAAUUCAAGCGGAACGAGGAGUCCCUGCUGUUGUGGCUACAAUCCCUAAUAACUUGUCCCCCGAUUUUGAGGGCGGGUUGAACAGAGAUGGGAUAAGCUGUUUUAAUGGAGUAUGCGCAUGGAUUGAAGAAUCUAGAGAUCGAACUACUAUCUUCAUGGUGCACCUACCAUCCGGCCAAAACAGAAUCCUCACAACAGCAAAUCGAGAGGAAUUUACUCAUGUUCAGGUCUCCGACACCUUGGUAUCAGCAAUUUCUGUUUGGGGGUAUUGUCAUGUCUGGAACAUUCCCAAAGAACAGUACAAGUCCUUUCGCAUUCCUUCAUUACAGUUUGUCCAUUGCAUAUCCAUCGGAUCCAAGAUCAUGCUGAGCUACGCGGAUUCCGUCGUCCACUUCUGCUUUGACUCUGGCAUCGCCCGUUCCGUCAAAAUUGGGCCGUUCAUUCUUUUGUUGUCAGUACAUGCAGAGGAAGAUGGAUUCUCCGUCAUUUGUGCCCGCAGAAAAAAUGGCGACAAUAUUCAACCAUGGGAAGAUGGUUACUUGCAUUGGGAAGAGCAUCACUUGCAGACCCAGAAAUUCUCUGUCCAUGGUACUAGAUUUGUCUGCAUCUGGGAGCAAUAUCGAGAGCUUCCUUUCAGGCAUGAUGAAUAUUGGGGGUUCCAGUGCAAACAAGAAAAAGCCACACGCCCAUACAGAGUGUGCCCCGGUCAAAGCUCUACUUUGCUGGAAUAUUGUAUGGAUGGGGCCCCUAUCAGUCGUUAUCGUACGGAUGAUCCUUAUCCGCGAUACGACUUUGAAUAUGGUUCAUUUUCUCUUUCACUCGAGGCAGAUGAUCUGAUUACUGUGUAUUUCAACCCCACGGAGCUGGACUUCAGGUAUCCUCACGCCAAUCUAGACUAUUCUGCCCGGGGCCCGGGGUUGAUUUAUUGUUUUGAGGACCACCCAUUCUCAACAAAAAUGAAAUUGCGCAUUGGCCGUGAAUCUCCAGAGGUCUCGCAUGGCCCCGGCACUAAAGCGUGUCGAUUUGAAUCCUUACGCACAGUACGUUUUCCAGAUAACCGCCCAUGCACUUCGGUUUUGGGGGAUGGAGACUUCGUUCUCUUCCCUUCAGGUGACAAAAUCUGGAUCUGGUGUUUUGAUGAGGCAUGGCUCCCAUCUGGUAUCCCUAGCAUGAGGAUUGCAACUUGGUGA